Stegostoma tigrinum is the source of this 4814-nucleotide messenger RNA. Its product is annotated as vasopressin V2 receptor-like. The record is from RefSeq and is a predicted model, not a curated record. Gene Ontology annotation, molecular function: vasopressin receptor activity; peptide binding. Bases 1 to 1071 code for a protein of 356 amino acids. Gene Ontology annotation, biological process: regulation of systemic arterial blood pressure by vasopressin; positive regulation of vasoconstriction; G protein-coupled receptor signaling pathway. The transcript is spliced from 2 exons. Gene Ontology annotation, cellular component: membrane. Lineage: Eukaryota; Metazoa; Chordata; Chondrichthyes; Orectolobiformes; Stegostomatidae.
AUGAGACUGCGAGCAGCAACAGGCGUUUCAAAAUUCUCGGUUCUGCUGCUCGCUGCACAGAACCUGAGAAGAAACGUGGCGCACAUUUUCUGCCGGCUGUGCUUUGAUGCAGAAAGACACACCGCUGGACUGAAAAUGAGGGGCGAAUUCAAUCGGGGCUGCACCCAGCGCGGGAGCAGUUCGGCGAAUGGAACUCUCCCCGCUGGGAACAGGCCAGUGGCGGCCAAAAUAGCUGUGCUCAGCUUCGUCUUCGUCCUGGCAACUCUGGGCAAUUACAUCUUCCUCUACACCCUGUGGCGUCAGCGCCGGAAUAGCAGCCGCACCCGCCUCUUCCUCUUGCACUUGUGCACCGCUGACCUGGCGGUCGCUUUCUUCCAGGUGCUGCCCCAGCUCUUGUGGGAGGUGACCGACGCGGUUUGCAAAGCCGUCAAGUACCUGCAGGUCGUCGGGAUGUUUGCUUCCACCUCCCUGCUGGUGGCGAUGACCCUGGAUCGCCACCAAGCCAUUUGCCAGCCCAUGACUGCCAUCACCAAGGCCUCCUGGCAGAUAUACCUAACUGUGGUCAUGGCCUGGAGAUUCUCGCUGCUCUUCAGCCUCCCUCAGGUUUUCAUCUUCUCCAUUGAAGAGGUGCAGCCGCGGGUGUUCGAGUGCUGGGCCACCUUUGUCAAACCUUGGGGCCGGAAGACCUACAUCACCCGGACAGCUUUGGUCAUCUUCAUGAUCCCUGCGGUCAUCCUGAUUGUCUGCCAAGUCAAAAUAUGCAGAACCAUUUACUUGACUGGGCAAACCAACAGGCUCAAAAGGAUCGCAUUGACAGAAGCCAAUGUGCAGGGGGCACAAGCGAGCGCUGCCAAGCGGAUACCCAGCUCCUUACUAAAGACACUGAAGAUGAUGUUUUUAGUCGUGAUGCUGUACAUUCUGUGUUGGGCACCAUUCUUCAUUGUGCAGCUCUGGUCUGUUUGGGACCCAGCCGGAGGACCUAUUGAGGGUACACCAUUUAUCAUCAUAAUGCUCCUCGCAAGCCUCAACAGUUGCACAAACCCGUGGAUCUACAUGGCCUUCUAUCAGUAGGUUUGGUGACACUGUACUGCAUCCCACUCUGAAAACCGGUGUUCAUGAGAAACACCAGAGACGAAAGCCUGGACUGUGUGAUCAGCAGUGAAUGAAUGGCACUUGCAAUUCAGUCCAAGUACAUUUGCCUGUGCUACUGUCUCUCAACACCUGCAAUAAGAUUUGAGGCUGAAACAGCAUGGUACCUUUGGCUGGAGAUUUGGAACUAAGUGAAGAAGACAUGCAAAUUUGAGCCAGCUUAAUCAUCGGACUGAGGAAUCCUUACUGAGGAACACACAGCCACCAAGUUCAGUUCUGUAUUACCACUAAUGUUAUGGUAACCCAGAGUUCCAACAUGGGUAGCCAAUAUGCUUCUGUCCUAGCAGAAGCUUACAGGAAGGAUAGCUCAGAACAUUGCUCAGGGCUUAAUACUGAGUUGACACUACAGCUGCUACUUUGGACCAUUCAGGUCCUGUUAACACCAUCAUUUGAAUAUUCACAGCCAAAAUGCAUAUUCAUCUGGGGUUAGAGUUUAACAUUGACCAGAAAUAUAUUUUUUUUAAAAUCAUUGGACCAGCCACAUAAAUGCUGUGGCUACACAGUGGGUUAGGUGCUGGGAAUUCUGCAGCAAGUAACUCAGCUCCUGACUGCUGGAAGCCUGCUCACCUUCUUUCAGGCUGGGACCUUUCUUCACUGGAGUGGAGGAGGUUGAGGGGUGACCUUAUAGAAGUUUAUAAAAUCAUGUGGGGUAUAGAUAUGGUGAAUGGCAGGUGUCUUUUCCCUAGGUUGGGGGAUUUCAAGACAAGUGGCCAUAUUUUUAAAGGAGAGAGGAGAAAGAUUUCAAAAACACAUGAAGGGCGAUUUGUUUUACACACAGAGUGAUUUGUGUGUAGAAUGAACUUUCGGAGCAAGUGGUGAAUGUGGGUAUAGUUACAACAUUUAAGACAUUUGGGUAAGUACAUCAACAGUGUAAGUUUGGAGUGAUAUGAGCCAAGCACCGGCUUUGGGAUUAUGGUCAGCAUGGACUGGUUGGACCGAAGGGUCUGUUUCUGAGCUGUACGACUCUGUAACUCUAACUUCUCUCCACAGAUGCUGCCAGAGCUGUUGAGUUUUUCCAGAAAUUUCUUCGAACAGAGGGUGAUUGGUAAGUGGAAUGAACUACCCGAGGGAGUAGUAGCUGCAAGCACAUUUACAAUAUUUAAAAGACAUUUGGACAGGUGCAUGAAUAAGAAAGAUUUAGAGGCAUAUGUGCCUAACACAGUCAAGUGGGACUUGAGAAACUUGGUCAGCACGGACGAGUUGGACUGAAGGGUGUGUUCCCAUGCUGUAUAACUCCACGCCUCUAAGUUUUCACUAUCCAAGGCAAAGCAUCCUGCUUUAUUGGCCCCCUAUCCAACAACUUCAACAUUCACUCUCUUCAUCAGGAAUCUAUAUUAGCAGAAGGGAUAAAAGGACAGGAACGAUAAACACAUGAGAAUAUCACCACUCCUUAGUUUGCUUCCAAGCCACACACCAUCCUGGCUUAGAAAUAUAUCACAGUUGCUUCAUGUUGUUGGAUCAAAUUCUUCAAACUCCUUCCGCAUAACAUCACUGUGGAGAUACUGAGAUGGGUGGCAAGGGUUCAAAAAGUGGCUCACUACCACUUUCUCAGGGGCAAUUGGGGAUGGGCAACAGGUAUCUCCUUAGUGUUGCUUAUAUCCCCGGAACAAGUAAAAACUGAGCAGACAGUACUGAGUUUGCUAACUGUCUUUAUCACUUCAAUUGGGCAUAGGGUAAUCAUGUAUUGCAAACCCGAUUAAUAAGUCCUGUGAAUUUUCAACCUCCAGCGUUUAAACCAGGUAGUAUUAGUUGAAAUGUUUAAAUUAAUGCAAAAUAAUGUACAGAGAGCAAAACAGAGAUGAAAGAGAGAUGACAAAACAGAGAAAGGAAUAAAAGCAAAAAAAAAUUACUUCUUUUAAAACAAUUCUCCAACAACAACAAAAACCUGAGAAAAAAACUUCCACGCUUUCAAAGAAACUCAUCUGCCAACAAUUUCAACUUCCCACAGUAUUAAAAAUUUAUUUCCACUGGAAUGAUUGGAACCCUCUUCUUUCUGGCACAGUUAGAGAGUAAUUAAGUAGAUCAUCAGACAACAGAUAAAGACACAAGUCAGGGCAUUACUAUCUGAGUUGCUCUGCACCUCCUCAGUUUUGCUUUACUUCCAUCAUGCUAAGUAACUCGACAUUCUGAUGUGUCGGAUUGGAUUUUUUUCUUUUUGGGGUUAGGAAAACAGAAACCACCCCACCUCCCUCUCCCACCCCCACCAUCCACUGGAGAGUGAGGCACAGAGAGAAUGUAAUCACUGGCUUGGGAUUUCCAUAGAAGUGCAUCCUUAAUUGGUAUGGUGUUAUGGUGCUUGGUAUAAUGCUGAAGACUGAUCACCUCACUAUUAUUCCUCCAGUAAGAUCAGAAGAUAAACAAAAAAUAACAGUGUUUGGUUCAGAAUUGUUGCCCUACAAAUAUAUUGUUAGAAAUUUGAGUUUCCACACAAACUAUCCACACACUGUGUCGUUUUUGCUUGACAAACUCUGCAACCCGAAGUCAGCUUCAUUGAUAGAUUUAGGUUUGAGUUGGAAUGGAAGAUCCUGGGGCAGACUGUAGAACCUACUAUGUCUAAACUGUCACUCAGAGGUGGAAUUCCGAUCGUCAGCAUAAUGAGGAGACUAGGGAGCUGUGGCUCUUUGGAAUCUCAGCACACAAGGGUAGCUCUGAUAGAGUAGAGAUAGGUGUUGAUGGGUCUUGCUUUGUAACUUCCUACUCCUCCUGGCCCACAAGCAGAACUGUAAAGGCACUUUCAACUUGUUUUCAUGUUACUUCAACUUCUGGGUUUCCAAAAGCCCGGCUGACCACUCAGAAACAAGCAGGACAGGUAACAUCGAAGGCUGGGCAGCCUUAUUUAAACAAACUAAACUGGCAACCUGCCUCUUGUGAGCAGAUUGACUGCCUGUCCUUGUAUUGCCACUCUUAAACCCAAAGGUGGAAGCCCUGAAAGCAGGUUUUAGACUUAAAAGUUUUUUUUAAAUAAUUUUUAGGUGUUAAAAGUCACUAGAUUAUGUUCAAUUUAAAGUCAGUUGAACAACAUGGGUCACUUAGAGGCAACUGCUAUAGUAUCACCAAAAUGGAAACCAUCUGGCUGUUUAAUGGUGCGUGUCAUUUAUUGCAGUAGAUUCAUUGCAAUGUGGAUCACAAUCUAAUGCUGGGAGGAAAGAAUGUGUGUUUAUCUUAAAUAUCUGUGUGCAUUCCAAAGCAUAGUUUGAUGGUGACCCUGAGAUAAUAGUCAUCUCAGAGGAUUGUUUUUUAUUUCAUGUUUUGGGUGGGGAGGGUUUUGUUCAGGGAAAAUUUGUAACCAACCGUGAGCCAAGUUCCACUGAAAGCUGGGAUCCUGCCCAAUAAGGUCACAGUUGACAAUGAGUGCUGCCUGUGAGCGAACGGAUCUUGUGGAGUGACAGCGUUGGCUGAAAUGUAUGGAUCAUAGAAUAUCUGUUUAAACAAGGGUGACUCAAUGACCUCUCAGCUCAAAGAUUUGGCGAGAUGGCAUUGUUUCCCAAGGCCCUGGCAGAGUCCAAAAUUAUAAUGUUGGGCCCACACAAUGAGAGGAAUUUUAACAAAGCUUGUUUUUGAACGGAAGGUUAGAAUAAAGAAGGAUCAAGUGGUAACUUAAUGAAAUGUGAGGCUGGAUGAACACAGCAGGCCCAGCAGCAUCUCAGGAGCACAAAAGCUGACGU